AAACCCAACAACCCCCACGCAGAGCUCUUGGCUAUGUGGGCGUCUCUGAGUAAUUGCUCACAGAUUUCUUCGCUGCCAUUGGUUGACAACAAUGGGGUCCGUGUGAACCCCAUCCCCGACCCAAGGCGAGCCAGAAGGGAUACAGAAACGAGGCGAAGCGCAACCUCGCAGUAGCGUCGCAGCCUGCAUGGGCUAGCCGCUCGGCUUCAAGAUGAUGAAGUUUCGGUUUCGUCGGCAGGGCACCGACCCGCAGAGGGAGAAGAUAAAACAGGAGCUCUUCUCCUUCAACAAGACGGUGGAGCAUGGAUUCCCGCAUCAGCCCAGCGCUUUGGCUUUUGACCCGGAGCUGCAACUUAUGGCUAUUGGCACCAGGGCGGGAGCUAUCAAAGUUUACGGCGCGCCCGGUGUGGAGUUCACGGGACUGCACAAGGACACCACUGCUGUCACGCAAAUCCACUUCCUGCCAGGACAGGGCCGCCUGUUGUCACUUCUGGAUGACAAUACCAUUCACCUGUGGGAGCUGAGUGCCACAGCUCCCAGGCAGGUGGGAGGGGUUAAGAGAGAGGGUGUGGUCAUUCUACAGGAAGUGGGCAGCUACAGUCUCCCAGGAAGACCAGGCAUUGAGAGCUGCAGCACCACACGAGUGACUGUCCUCCUCCUGCUGAGAUCAUGUAACCUGCUCUGCAUUGGAACUGAGGGUGGGGGUGUGUACUUCCUGGAUUUGCCCAGUCUGUCGCUGAAAGACAGCCAAACGUUGCUCCAGGAUCAGGUCACACAGAGCCUGCCAGAAGACUACCGAUGUGGAAAAUCAUUAGGACCUGUGGAAUCUCUUCAGGAGCAUCCUCGGCAAGCGGGGAAGAUUCUGAUUGGCUACAGCCGUGGCCUGGUGGUCCUGUGGGAUGUGAGCAAUCGUCAAAUAGAGCAGCUCUUUCUUGGCAAGCAGCAGCUGGAGAGUCUGGUGUGGGAGCGUUCGGCGAACGUAUUUGUCAGUUCCCAUAGCGAUGGCGGCUAUUCCGUGUGGGCUGUUGCCAACGGCAACGCCAACAAUCACCAGCCGGUGUCCUCUACCAUCCCAUAUGGUCCUUUUCCCUGUAAAGCUAUUAACAAAAUCCUAUGGCGGACAACAGAGACGGGUUCACCCGUGUUGCUGUACAGUGGAGGGAUGCCCAGAGCCAGCUAUGGUGAUCGCCACUGUCUGACCAUUCAACAGGACAAAGACCACGUCACCUUGGACUUCACUUCCCGGGUCAUUGACUUCUUUACCGUGCACAAUGUUGAGCAAGAGAAAGAGUUUGAUGACCCGUCUGCACUGGUCGUCUUACUAGAAGAGGAGCUGGUUGUAAUCGACCUGCAGACCCCCGGAUGGCCCUCUUUGCCCACGCCCUACCUGGCUCCUCUCCACUCUUCUGCCAUCACGUGCUCCUGUCACAUCUCUAGCGUCCCUCCAAAACUGUGGGAGAGGCUGGUCAAUGCUGGCAAAGCGCAGCAGGGCCGUGAUCACACAGCCAAGAGGUGGCCCAUAUGUGGAGGGAAAAACCUGGCUCCUCCACCCAAACACCAAGAGCUGCUAUUGACAGGACAUGAAGAUGGCACCGUGCGUUUCUGGGACGCCUCCGAGGUGGCCCUCACGCCGCUGUACAAACUUAGCACGGCCAACGUUUUCCACACUGACUGCGACCCCAGCGACGAGCCUCAGGACCCGAGCGACGACCCCGACUUGCAGCAGGAAGAGGAAUGGCCUCCCUUCAGGAAGGUGGGCUGUUUUGACCCGUACAGUGAUGACCCCCGGCUGGGCAUCCAGAAGAUCAGCAUGUGCAAGUACAGCAACAAGUUGGUAGUGGCAGGGACGGCGGGGCAGGUGAUCGUGCUGGGUCUGAAGGACGAGUCCUCGGACCACACGGUGGACGUGUCCGUGGUCGAUCUGCUGCAGGACAGGGAGGGCUUCACGUGGAAGGGCCACGACCGACUGGAGCCGCGCCUCAAACCCGCCCCCUUUCCGCCGGGCUUCCAGCCUCAGCUGCUGGUGCAAUGCCUGCCGCCUGCGUCCGUCACAGCCGUGGCGCUGCACGCUGAAUGGAACCUCAUCGCCUUUGGGACCAGUCAUGGCUUUGGCCUCUUUGACUACCACAGGAGAAAUGCAGUCUUGGCUCGAUGUACCCUGCACCCCAAUGACUCCUUGGCUAUGGAGGGCCCCUUGUCCCGAGUCAAAUCCUUAAAAAAAUCCUUACGACAGAGCUUCAGACGUAUCCGCAAGAGCAGAGUGUCUGGGAAGAAGCGCCCCAUCACCACGCCCACCAGCAAGGUCCAGGAGGCCAACGCUGCCUUAGCGGAGCAGGAGGACGUGGCUCCCAUCCAGCGAAGGAUCGAGCCACGGUCAGCGGACGACUCGUUGUCGGGAGUUGUUCGCUGCCUCUGCUUUGCGGACACUUUCCUACGUGAUGGCACGCACCACGGACCCACGCUCUGGGCGGGCACUAACUCGGGCAGCGUGUACGCCUACGCGCUAGAGGUGCCUGGCGUGGGCUCUGGCCGCGUUGCUGAGCGGGGGGUCGCCGGUGAGAGUGCUGCAUGUGUGGAGGCCGUAUUGGGCAAAGAGAUCCAGCUGAUGCACAGAGCUCCCGUGGUGUCCAUCUGCGUGCUGGAUGGACGCGCCAAACCCUUACCGGACCCGUAUGAAGCCUCACAGGACCUCUCCAUCGCUCCGGAUAUGUCCAACGCUCAUUCGGUGCUCAUCGCCUCAGAGGAACAGCUCAAGGUGUUCUCUCUCCCGAAGGUGAGCGCCAAGACCAAGUUCAAGCUGACGGCUCAUGAGGGCUGUCGAGUGAGGAAGGUGGCCCUGGUGGUCUUCAGCUCCACGGCUCAGGAAGACUACAGCGAGCACACGCUGGUGUGUCUCACCAACAUGGGCGACAUGCACCUCUUCAGCAUACCUGGCCUCAGGCCUCAGGUACGCUACGACUGCAUUCGUAAGGAGGACAUCAGCGGCAUCGCGUCGUGUGUCUUCACCAGGAACGGACAAGGCUUCUACCUCAUAUCUCCCUCAGAGUAUGAGAGGUUCUCCUUGUCGGCGAAGGUCCUCACUGAACCGCUCUGCUCUGUUGCACUGCAGAGGCUGGUAGAGCCCACACUGGCCAGCGAUGGUACCACCGUGCUGCCACAGGCCAACGGAACCCACAAGAACCAGAUGGGACAAGCUGAGGGACGCACAGAUGAGCCGCCCAGCUCCCUGUCCUCCCCCAUCCUAGAGACGCCCUUGGACUCCCCUCUCAGCUGUGCUGACCUCACGCUGGACUCCACAGGAGAGCUCACCGUGGAAGACGUCAGGGACUUCCUCACCACUGUGGACGAGGAGGAGAACAACCUGAAGAACAUUCAGGAGGAGGAUGAACGCUCUGCUGGCAUCCUCAUCAACUGAACAGAUGGAUGGACUUGAUAUCCGUGCUGGACCACAAAUGUCAUCAAGCCCACUGUGAAGCCCCCCCACAUCCCACCCAUCCAGGCUGCAGUCUGGACUGAAGAGUGGGAGGACUAAACAAUCCAAACUGUCUUCACUGGUACCACAGCCAACUUGGAAGAGCUUGUGUAGAACCACUUUUCACUCUCGUCCUCUUAACAGAAUCUUUAACGGCGCCGUCUUUCCUUCCAGAGAAGUUUGACACUUUAGUGGAGGUGAUGGAUCGCCCUGCACGCUUAAAGCAAGCAUUGUUGUCUUUACUGUGGACGAUCAAUGGUUUAUGAAGGUUAUUUUUUUAAUUAUUAUUGUAAAGGUGGACACUCGGGACAUGUUUUGGAUGGCUUUUGGGCAAAGUGAAGGUUGUAGGAUGCAGGUGAGGCCACAAGGGGGUGCUGUGGUUGUUGGGACGCCACAUACAAACUGCAGUGUCUGUGCUGUACUUUGUUUUAUUGAGUUCCUCCCCAAUUUCACCUGCUGAGGACUUUCUGUGGCCACCAGGGAAGUGUGACAAAGUAAGUUGGCUUGAACGCUGUGUGUGUGUGUGUGUGUGUGUGUGUGUGUGUGUGUGUGUGUGUGUGCGCGCGCGCGCUUGUGAAAUGCACCCAUGAGACGUCUUUGCAUUCCAGCUGGUGCACUGCAGAGCUUGAUUGAGCAAUCUUUCUUUUGUUUUUACUGUGUAAAAAUGUGCGUAUACAUGCGGUGUCUUUAAGUAGGUUAACAUGACAGGAGUCACAUGUUCACUUUAGAACCUUACAAAACAAAAAAGCUUCCAGAGCAUCUUUUUAAUCACAUAACGGAAGGAGGAAAAGCUUAAAGGGACCUCACGACUAACUUAUCUAGCUCAACGGGUAGGAUUCAUGCAAAUUCAGUUUUAUUUGUAUUGGCUUUUGUUGACGUGCGUCAUUAACCCUUCAUUGUUACAGCUGCCACAUGUUUUAAUUCCACACUUAAGGUGAAUAAUUUAGUUCCUCUUUUUUUUGUCACCGAAUUGUGUGAGUAGUAUUUUAAGAGUCAUUUAGCAAUUGCAGCUGGUGGAUUGUGAAUGUUAAUAAAAUGAUGUACUCUACGUUGCAUAGUUUUAUGGUAUUGUUGCUGGAAUGUUAAAACAUUUGGUUCUCGCUGCUACUUUUCAUACACGUUGAACUGAAACAAUUCCUUCUACUCCAUCCAUCCAUCCAUCCUCCUGCUUACCUGAGGUCGGGGUGUGGGGGCAGCAGGGAAGCCCAGACUUCCUUCUCCCCAGCUACUUCGUCCAUCCCCUCCCAGCGAAUCCCGAGGCGUUCCCAGGCCACUUGAGAGACACGGUGUCUCCAACGUGUCCUGGGUCUUCCCUGAGGCCUUCCACUGGUUGAACGUGCCCUGAACACCUCCCCAGGGAAGCAUCCUGACCAGAUGCCCGAGCCACCUCAUCUGGCACCUCUCAUUGGAGGAGCAGCGGUUCUACUCUGAGCUUCUCCCGAAUGACCGCGCUUGUCACCUUAUCUCUAAGGGAGAGCCCAGACACCCUACGGAGAAAACUCAUUUCGGCCGCUUGGACCCACGAUCUUGUCCUUUCGGUCACUACCCAAAGCUCGUGACCAUAGGUGAGGGUAGGAACGUAGACCGACCAGCAAAUCGAGAGCUUUGCCUUUCGGCUCAGCUCCCUCUUCACCACAGUGGACCGAUGCAGAGUCCGCAUCACUGCAGACGCCUCACCGACCCGCCUGUCGAGCUCGCGUUCCAUCCUUCCCUCACUCGUGAACAAGACCUCGAGGUGCUUCGACUCCUCCACUUGGGGCAGGACCUCAUCCCUCACCCGGAGAUGGCACUCCACCCUUCUCAGAGCGGGAACCGUGGACUCGUGAACCGAUCCAGUACUUCUACUCCUGCACACAAAAACAGUAAAACAUCUUACGCUGAAUUAUUUCUCACCUUUUGUUUGAUAUAUUUGGUGAAUUACUAU
Dunckerocampus dactyliophorus (ringed pipefish) is the source of this 5396-nucleotide messenger RNA. RefSeq names its product LLGL scribble cell polarity complex component 1 (gene llgl1). NCBI's taxonomy places the organism in Eukaryota, Metazoa, Chordata, Actinopteri, Syngnathiformes, Syngnathidae. The transcript has 25 exons. Gene Ontology annotation, cellular component: cortical actin cytoskeleton; cytoplasm; plasma membrane. Bases 212 to 3415 code for a protein of 1067 amino acids. The record is from RefSeq and is a predicted model, not a curated record. Gene Ontology annotation, molecular function: myosin II binding; GTPase activator activity. Gene Ontology annotation, biological process: regulation of establishment or maintenance of cell polarity; cortical actin cytoskeleton organization; regulation of Notch signaling pathway.